UAGAGGGUGACAAUUUGGACAGAGUCACUCCUGUGAACAGACUAAUCAUCAGAUUAAACAGCACAAACUCUAAGACAAGCAGGACUGCGGUGACACAGGGGAACUUGCAAAGCUUUAAAGUUGAGAACUGAGAAGCAUCAAGCUCAAACUCUGUGUUUAGAAUUGUAGUUUUGGACCCAUUUUUUUAUUUUUUUUUAUUUGUCCUGCUCAGCCAAGAUGGAUUCUGACGCUGGCUCCACCUGCAGCCGCUCUUCAUCCCCAGACCUGGUGGUGGACGACUCAGCUGGGAGCUUCUUCUCCAACAAGAUGUUCCAGACAUACUGCCAUGAAAGCAGAGCAGACAGCGAGACCAGCCACGGAAGGAUGGGGCGCUGCAGUGGCGAGGGUAAGACCAAGAGCAGGUCUGAACCCGGCAAGGACGAGGUGCAGGACCUGAGGCUGAAAGUCAACAGUCGUGAGAGGAAAAGGAUGCACGAUCUCAACCAGGCGAUGGACGGCCUGAGAGAGGUCAUGCCCUACGCUCAUGGCCCAUCCGUCCGCAAGCUGUCCAAAAUCUCCACCUUGCUGUUGGCCCGCAACUACAUCCUCAUGCUGUCCAGCUCUUUGGAGGAGAUGAAGAAGCUGGUGGGUGACGUUUAUGGUGGCAGCGCUGCGGUCCAGAGCCGCAGCGCUGCCCACCCAGCCUCACGCCCUUCAAUCAACCCUACAACAACAGCCCAUCUCCCUCUCCAUCCACUGGCCCAGUCCCUGCACUCCCUGGUGGCCAGCACGCCUUCCACUCUGCAGCAUCAUCACUCAUCUUCUCCUGCUUCAGCCGCAGCGCCACAUUCCCCUCCUACUGCCAGCUUCCUGGGCUUUCAUGGUCCAGUGCAGGGCCUCCUGAAGGACCCCCUCCACUUGACCAGCUCGUACAGGCACUUCCCUGGCAUGCCUUGCCCCUGCUCACUCUGCCAGCCUUUGCCCACAACUACCUCCACAUUGCACAGCCUGACUAUGAACAAGUGAGGGGGGUCCCUCUACCAAGCAGUUCACAGAAAAGUGUUCAACAAACUGAAAUAUUGGCUUGUGCCAUCCUUUGUACAUAUUGUCUAUAUCUCCUGCCUCCUGCCAUGUUAACUGCUGCUAUUUUCUCUCGAUUUUCAGUUGUUUAUAUAGAAAUAUUGUAAAUGCACAUGGGAUUUUAUCACAAGAGCAAAGACUCUAAUUUAUCUGAUAUUUGUGAUGAUGAGAAAAAAAAUGUCAGAAAUGGAACCAAUUGUGCAGGAUUUCUAUUUUCCUAAAUUAAAUCUUUUUUUAA
This is a messenger RNA of Solea senegalensis (Senegalese sole), 1297 nucleotides long. It is a transcript of the gene olig4, whose product is annotated as oligodendrocyte transcription factor 4. The record is from RefSeq and is a predicted model, not a curated record. Gene Ontology annotation, molecular function: protein dimerization activity. The transcript has a single exon. NCBI's taxonomy places the organism in Eukaryota, Metazoa, Chordata, Actinopteri, Pleuronectiformes, Soleidae. The coding region runs from base 217 to 1005 and encodes 262 amino acids.